Acipenser ruthenus (sterlet) is the source of this 1393-nucleotide messenger RNA. RefSeq names its product V-type proton ATPase 16 kDa proteolipid subunit c. Gene Ontology annotation, cellular component: proton-transporting V-type ATPase, V0 domain. Gene Ontology annotation, biological process: proton transmembrane transport. Gene Ontology annotation, molecular function: proton-transporting ATPase activity, rotational mechanism. Lineage: Eukaryota; Metazoa; Chordata; Actinopteri; Acipenseriformes; Acipenseridae. The record is from RefSeq and is a predicted model, not a curated record. The transcript has 3 exons. The coding region runs from base 201 to 662 and encodes 153 amino acids.
CCGCUUCGCCAUUUUGAGCUGCUGCGCCGGUAUUUAUCCAAGAAGAGGUCGUUUGUAGCUCACUUACACAGUUUGGUGCUUACCUGCGUAGUAUUUAGUUGCUUUUCAUUAAAGAACGGAAGCCAUAUUUUAAAAGCAAGCAAUACAGUGUUUUAUUUCCUUUAGUUUUAUUGUGUGUGAGAGAAAGAAAGAAAGAAAGAAUGUCUUCCGAAGCCCCUGAAUAUUCGGCUUUCUUCGCAGUGAUGGGUGCCUCUGCGGCCAUGGUCUUCAGCGCCUUGGGAGCUGCCUAUGGCACAGCGAAGAGUGGAACAGGUAUUGCAGCCAUGUCUGUGAUGAGGCCGGAGCUGAUCAUGAAGUCCAUCAUCCCUGUAGUCAUGGCGGGUAUCAUUGCUAUCUACGGCCUGGUCGUGGCAGUGCUGAUCGCCAACUCCCUCGCACCAGGCAUCACGCUGUUCAAGAGCUUUCUACAGCUUGGUGCCGGGUUGAGUGUGGGUCUCAGUGGGCUGGCAGCUGGCUUUGCCAUCGGCAUCGUGGGUGACGCAGGAGUCCGGGGCACAGCACAGCAGCCCAGGUUAUUUGUGGGCAUGAUCCUGAUUCUCAUUUUCGCUGAAGUCUUGGGUCUGUACGGCCUGAUUGUUGCCCUGAUCCUCUCCACAAAAUAAAUGUCCAAUGCUGCUAAACUUAAACUCGAAUAAUAAAUAAAUAAAUAAAUAAAAAGCUCCGUAAAAUAUUUUGGUCUUAUCUCCACAAUGUGUACAGUUGUCUCAAUUUGGUAGUCAACUUCUUGUAAAUGCGCAAUGUAUGUUUAGUGAUUCGUCUAUCCUGUGUGUGUGUGUGUUUUACAGAGCUAGAUUAUUACUAUUAUUUUUUUUGCGGGUUAGCUAAGGUUAUUUGUCUCCCCAGUGUCUGGGAGAACUGACUGGGGCUAACCUGGUGGGACACUGUUUACAGUUUCCAUAUUGACGUUGAGGAACUAUCUAUACACAUAUGGCAUAGAGUUGCUUUCUUUUUCACUGGAUAUUUUAUUUAUAAAGAUUUGAAAUGUUCAUACAAUUGUUUAAAUGGAGCAAAGUUCUUUUAUUGAAUCCCCCAUGAUAAAUAUAUUAUAAAUAUAUCUAUGUAUAGGUAGUUUAUUGCACUGUGGUUAUUUGUAAAGUGCUUGGAAUUCCUUUGGCUGUAAUUGGAUUAAAAAGGAGAUUGCUGUUAGUGUCCUGGUAUUGGAGUGGGUGUUCUCUGUGUGUGUGUGUGUGUGUGUGUGAAUUAUAAUGCAGACAUUCUCAAGUUGUAAUAUGUUUUCCUGUAGUACAUCUGUAUGAUUCUAUUUGCAUUAAGAUGUGCACCCACUGAUGGGUUUCACAGGUCUUAAUAUUUCCAAAUAAAUUUCCUCAACUUA